Messenger RNA from Electrophorus electricus (electric eel), 7359 nucleotides. It is a transcript of the gene pdzd4, whose product is annotated as PDZ domain containing 4. The record is from RefSeq and is a predicted model, not a curated record. NCBI's taxonomy places the organism in Eukaryota, Metazoa, Chordata, Actinopteri, Gymnotiformes, Gymnotidae. Gene Ontology annotation, molecular function: protein binding.
GACCGUCUGUGCACCGGGAUCGGGGAGCGCUGCUCCUGACCGUGGAAGGCGCGCCGCCACGCUCCAGUCGUGUGAAAGCCACGACUGAACUGGAUUACAUCCCAGAUCCGCUCCGGAGAGAAGGGGAGAAGAGAAAAGGAAGGAAAGGUGGUCCAUCCCUGCCGGCUGGCUUUUGCGCUCUCCCUUUUCCUGGAAGCGGCAGGCUGCCUCGCUCAUGGGGGAACGUUGCCGCCGUUGGCCCUGGACCCGGGUUUGUGAGCACCUGACGGAAUAUACACUCCCGUAACCUGCACCUCAUUCGUUCAGGAGGGAACCGUGACCGGGCUCUGUCACUCAUCCGGCUACGGAUCACGUCGCUCGUUUUCUCCCGCUGCACGGUAACAUGCGUUCUGUAAGAUGGCUACGAGCUGGAUGGCGUAACGUGUUUGAUACUGGAAGCUUGUUAGGAGCUCAUCUUGGCACAGUACAGAUAGAUACAGCGAGAGAGAUGGAGGGAAAUAGAUAGACAGAGGGAGGGAGGGAGAGAGAGAGAGAGAGAGGCGGUGCGGAGAGGCAGGGAGAAGCAGCAGGAGACGGCUUCAGACGUGCUCUGACAGGUACAGUCAGUCACGCACUCUCGGGCGCGCACACCACGCAGUUAGAAGCCAGGAGAGCAGAUCUGAUGUGAUUGGCGAAUGACAGGACAGUUCAUCUGAGAGCCUCACAGGGUGCGAAAAAAAGCCCCCCCCCGCAGAAGAGGAAGUGAUUAAGAAUUUCUUCAUGUUUUGAAGAAAGGUUAACAAGAGGGGGAAAUGAGCACGGCUGAAUACGCUUAUGAGAAAAGCGACUGCGUGCUCUUAUUUUGACGGGAAAAAGUCCAAUCCUGAAAGCAGCCAGUGUGUCUGCUUGUUUGGUUUGUGCCGUGCUAAAGGGAUGAACCUGCGCUCAACAGGUCGGCCGCUAUUCCACUGAGAGCUCGCAGGAGGACUGAGUGAACCUCAGACAGCCGGCCGCCAUAAAGUGCCGUGUAACAACACAUGAAUAUGCUAAAGAACCACAAUGCACUUCUCACGAGGGAGGGCAACAAGUUUGCUAAUAAUAGCACAAUGAUACCAUAAGUAGGAAUAGGAAGGAGGAAUCUCACUGGGGCACUGGGUGGUAAACAUAUAAUAUAUUACUCACUGUCUCUGUGCCCCCUUUUUAAUUAAAAAUCUUUUGAUUAUGAAGCUUUGUAUGCAAGAGAAUUCACCCGGGGCUGUAGACUUCUGCACGCAAAACGUACCACCGCAAUUUCUUUUACAUCGCUGUGAAUGUUUCAUUCAACAUCAAGAUUUUACUUCGAGAAGACGUUUUUGAUUUCCGUCUGCCAUUCUGUCGUCUGCUAUGCUGACAACCAAUAUGUUGUAAUACAACAGCACGAGGGCACAUGAUCACAUUCUGAAUGCAGGUCGUGUUGUGAAUCGUCCGACUGGGCCAAACUUGUGCCCGACCUUAAGCCAACGCGCUAAAUCGCGCUGAAGCUACUACUCUUGUCUGUGGAGACAACCGAUCAUCUCCCUGCCAGCCUUCUCUGGAAGCGCGUUCUUUCGGGCGUUCGAGCAAGCACGCGGAAGAAGAGGAGCGGCCCCGGAGCGGCGGCCCCCGUCGUGGGAAGCGGACCGUUACCCUUUGACCUCAGAGGGUUAACUCCGUAAUCAGACCGCAGGAGCUCCAAGCCCCGUUGCUUUUACCACUUGGUACCAAAGUCCAGGGCAGACAAAGACUUAGUACAGGGCUGAAGUGGAACCUGAAGCCAGGAUGGGCUGCAACAUGUGCGUGGUGAACCGACCCGAGGAGCAGUACAGGAUUAUGUUCCAGAAGGGCAACACACUUCGUCCUAUUGAUGCUGAAGUAAAGCUUAAAGGCAGAAAAACAUCUCAUCUCUCCCAAGAUAAGGAUGGACAUACCCACAAUCCUUUGCUGCUGCAAGUGGUGCGCAAGGGCCACAGGAGGAGAGCAGGCACUAUCGCGGGUGCUGCCAGACUCGUGGCCAUCACCGACUGCGUGGACAACUCCACGCAGACUGACAUCAGCUUCCAGAACUUUCUGGGCGUGGCCGGAGGUCCCUACCCUGGCAGCGGCUCCCCCAAACCGCCCCCGUCUCCCCCGCUGGUCACGCUGGUCCCGCCCUACCUGCUGAACGAGCUUUGCACUCUGGAGAAUGACUACCUGGACAUGGCCAACCACGAAGUGGACCGUCAGGAAGAGCUGGAGUAUGAGGAAGUAGAGCUCUACAAAUCCACUCAGCAGGACAAGCUGGGCCUGACUGUGUGCUACCGCACUGAUGAGGAGGAUGACCAAGGCAUCUACAUAGGGGAGGUCAAUCCCAACAGUAUAGCGGCCAAAGAUGGACGCAUCAGGAAAGGUGACCGAAUCUUGCAGAUCAAUGGGGUGGAUGUACAGAACAGAGAGGAGGCAGUGGCCAUCCUUAGCAGAGAAGACAGCAUCAACUUCUCACUCUUGCUAGCGAGACCGGAGAUAGAGGAGGACACAAACAUAGACCCUGAGGACCUAGACUUUGAGCUACCAGUGGGCAUGGGCGUCGACAGUCUCAGCACCUCACACCUGCCCAGUCUGUGCCUCCUCCGGCAGCGGAGGUCCCAGGUGGGCGUCCCCGAGGAGCCCCUGCCGCAGCAGGAGGCGCCGGCGCUCGGCCUGGCCGCCCUGAACAACAGCCAGGAGCUAGACAGCGGCGUAGGCCGCACAGACGAGAGCACGCGGAACGAGGAGUCGUCUGAGCACGACCUGCUGGCGUGCGACGAACAGACCAGCGCGUGCACCACCAACGGCACCAACACGCCGCACAGCCUGCGCAAGUUCCGGCCCGGCAGGGGUAGUAGCGGAGGGGGAGACACGCCCUCGCCGCUGCUCCACCUCCGCGAGCUCCAACUCAGCACGGACUCACUGGACGUCGGGGCGGUGGGCGGAGGCUACCUUCACGACCCGGUGGGCGCCAUGAUGAUGCCAGGCCUGACCGAAGAGGAGUGCGAGCGCUACCGGGAGCUGCUGGAGAUCAAGUGCCGAUACGAGAGGAAGACAAAGCAGGGCGGUGCCAGGAAAGGGGCGGAGGAAGGGGAGGGGCUGGAAGAAGAAGGGGAGGGGUUGCAGGGCGGGGAGAAGGAGGCGGACCUGGACGAGGAGUGUGACGCGAGCCUGACCCCGCACGAGAUGGCGCUCUUGGAGGAGGAGCUGCGACACCUCGAGUUCAAGUGCCGGAACAUUCUGCGGGCACAGAAGAUGCAACAGCUGAGGGAGCGCUGCCUGAAAGCGUGGCUGUUGGACGAGGAAGCGUCAGGCAGGGGCUCGUCCGACCUGCAGGCUUCGCCGCUGCACGAGCUAACCGACAUCAAAGAGCUCCCGGAGAGGGAGCGAUCGGACAGGGAGACCAGCAGCGCCUACAACACCGGCGGAGAGAGCUGCAGGAGUACACCCCUGACGAGCGACCACCUCUCGCCCGUCGCUCAGACGGAGGAGUGCGCGUCCCCCCUGCAGGGGAGGCCCCGAGACCGUCCCAGCUGGAACGAGAGGGGGCGCGCCAGCCUCGGCUCCGCCUACUCACCCGGCAGCUACAAGAAGUUCCAGACGAGCAGCACCGUCAACCCGAAGUUCCGCUCUCUGACCCGGGAGGGCGGGAGCUCGCGGGCCGAGGGCGCGCACGAAAGGGCAGGCGGCCGCAGUGCCGAGUCCAGCCCUUACUUCACCCGACGGCGCCACCCCAACCGGGCUCCGCCCGAACGCUACCACAGCUGCAUGCAGCUGGGCUCCUCUGUCUCAGAGCCCUCGGCCGAGAGGCCCGCGGAGGGGGAGGGUGGCGCCAGCCGGGCCGGCCCCUCCAGGCCCUCACUGGACCUGCCCCUGGCCCUCACCCCCUCCUCCCCGCGCAUGGAGUGGAAGGUGAAGAUCCGCAGUGACGGCACCCGCUACGUGGCCAAGCGGCCCGUCCGUGACCGCCUGCUCAAGGCCCGCGCCAUGAAGAUCUGCGAGGAGCGCAGCGGCGUGACCACGGACGACGACGCGGUCAGCGAGAUGAAGAUGGGCCGCUACUGGAGCAAGGAGGAGCGCAAGCAGCAGCUGCUGAGGGCCCGCGAGCAGCGCCGUCGCCGCGAGUUCAUGAUGCAGUGCCGCCUCGACUACCUCCGCCACCGCGCCCAGGAGCCGGCGAGGGACGGCCUCCCGGAGGCGGCCCAGGCGCCUGGCUCCACCCCCGAGCUGAGCCAGAGGCGGAGCUCCAAGAAGCGCAGCCGGCGCAUCCUGGACAACUGGAUCACCAUCCAGGAGCUGCUGGCCCACGGGUCUCGCUCUCCGGACGGGAGCAGGGUGUACAACUCUCUCCUGUCCGUCACCACGGUCUAGGAGCCGGAUCCGCUUACGUUGGAGAGAGCGAGAGCGAAAAAACGAGAGCUUUUGUUUAAAAAUAGGCCUAAAUCUCAAGAGCACAUUGAUGUUGUUUUAAAUGUUUUGUUUACAAAGAUUUGGAUGAAUCUCAAAGCACAGUAGCCAGUUAAUCCAGCACAAAAAAAAGAACUAACCGUAAGGCACAUCCAGCACUCAUACAGUGCAUUCUACAUACUGUACACAGACACAAGCAAACCUGGUAGCCCAGAUCAUCUGUGUGAUUUUUUUUUUUUUUUUGCCAUCAGCUAUAUCAGAAAAUACCGAAAACUGCAAAAAGCACACACAGCACAAGACCAAUCCAACAGCACCUUUCGACUCGAGACUCCGAGCUAACCUCGUGCUUCCUGGCGUUUAGGGCAGCAGGCGUCCUGUUAGCAUCGAUGCAGAACCCUGUAGUGAUCAUUUACCCGCAAGGUGCUGAUACAGUCAUGAUAACGCUUCACUUACAGCACAGUCAUUGCCUCUCAACAGCCACAGCAGGACAUGCGAAUGUAUAAGUGGUUCCUGUCCCAAAGCGCGUGCAAAGGUUGCGUUCCGGAGGCAACGCAGUCCGAGAGACGAUGCCAUGGCAAUGGUGCUUGUCGACAAAGACCUCUCACCUGCAUCAGACUGGGCUACUGUGCAGCUCAGCAUAGUGAACACGCAACCCAGGCCCUACAACAGACCUACAAAGGUCCGGCUUGGUGAGGAGCUGAGGGUACAAGCAGCCUUCGCUCACCACACCGAGGCACUGAGACUGGGACGGGGGGCCACGCUGCCUUCCAUACAAGAAGUUCUACCGCCAGCCGGGGCAGCUUCGGCCCAAAGACCCGCUUAUCGGCACGGGAGGCGCAGAAUGAAGCCCCGUGGAAGCAGCGGAGGGAUGAGCAGAGAGCGCGUGAACUCCGAAGUACGGGCAGCACAGAGGAAGGGCACUCCUGGGCUAGACAGGCAGUUCUUUGAAAGAAGAAUAAAGUACUGGAUAGCUCUGAUUUGUAAAUGAAUGUGAGUCAAUAGAAAAUAAAAAAUACAGCUUUACUGACCACUCUUACCCUAACCACUCUUAUGUUUACAAGGUGAUUUUUAAAAAAAACUUUUGGACAGUUACAUAUUUGCAUGAUUUUAACAAGAGGUAUACCACACAAUAACAGAAAUAUUCUAUAGAUUAUAUUGUUGUAUAUCCAUUGCCAAGUAUACUAUGUAUGUGAUCAGUUUUGUAUGAGUUUUGCUGUCUUUAGUUGACUGUUUUGUUGGUGUGCUAGUCAGAAAAGUAUAUUAUUACUCUUGUUACCUGUUGAUAUAAUUGGUCUUAUUUACACAGCCUGUAAAAUACAUUUGAUCUUAAGUGGUAAUUCUAAUGUACUGUUGAAAUGGUCCAAACCCACAAUGUUUUAGCAAAAUAAAACCAUUUUGUAUGAUUAGUAUAAAACAAUUUGUCGCUCAGAUUAUUUGGAUCAUUCCAUAUUUGGGAACUUGCAGAAAAAUGAACACACACCUCGUGUUCAAAUAUCAAGUAACUGACCCCAGUCGGUUGUAAUCAAGCAGAAAGUACAGUCUUUCCAACAGCAAGAACAUAUUUUAUAGAACAAGAGCAAUAAAUAAUCACAUAUAAUUUCUCUGAAACAGGUUUGCAUCGAAACCUCAUACAUAUAUACAAAUAAAACUUCAUACAAUAUCAUUUCUUUAAAUAUAGAUACUGCUCUGACACGCACGUGAUACAACUUUAUAGUUACAUUUUGUUCUCCAGGCCCUAAAGUGUAAACAAUAGCUCGUCGCCCCCCGGCCUUCCUGGUCAGUUAUAGACACGUAUAACACAGCCCAUUCCAGAGUAAAUAGACUAUUUAUAUAUGCUAAUAUGUACACUCAGGUUUAUACAGCGUCAUUCGGGUAAGUGCAGGAAAACAUGCAACACGCGCCGAGACCUCAGCGAUGCAAUCGGGAGUAAGGGUGCACAUAUUUCCCACGCUACUCAAUCUACUGUGACAGGUCCGUGAGUCCUAGACUGGUCCGUGAGUCCUAGACAGGUCCGUGAGUCCUAGACUAGUCCGUGAGUCCUAGACUGGUCCGUGAGUCCUAGACUGGUCCGUGAGUCCUAGACGGGUGCUGGCAGCUUUACGGGCAUUGUGUCCUCUGGGACUCGUAUCACCUGUUGCAUGCACUAGAACGAACCUGUGGAGUCUGUGGUAGCGAGUCAGUUCAUAGGAGGACAUAGAGCAAAGGGCAGGGGGGUGUGUGUGUCAAUUUUACACCACUUGGCAAAAAAACAAACCAAAAAAACACGAUUUCAGAUUUAUCCUGUAAAUCCCUUUUUUUUUUGGUACACACCCUGUUGUACAUUCGCUCUUCAAUAAGAAGCCCUAUUAAAGACUAAGUGUAACUGUGUCCAAGAUUAGACAUUAGUCUAUGGCAGGUAGCCAUAUUGGCAGAUUAUUUCCAAAAAUAUUUCAAAAAAUACAAAAAGUCAAAAUCUUCUGAGGGCGUUUUGUUGGCGUAACGCUUUUAAGAGCUCUGCAUGUUGGAGGGUUUGGGAGGGGGAUAAGCAAAGAUCUAAUAUCGAGGCACUGCACUGAUGAACUCGGGCAAACUGUGCAAAAGCUCUGAAGUUUUAGCAGUGAAGUAAAAGCAUCAUACAAAAAGAUUCCACUGGCAACCUUCACGUGCGAAAUGCAUUAGCGUGUGCCAUACCAGCAUGCUCUUCGCCUAUGGACAGGAGGGCACAGAUAUGCAGCCUGACAUUCUUAUAAAGAGUGGCUUGCUCAAGUAAGACUGUAUGGCUUCUGGCAAUGAGUUUGGUGUGAAAUAUAUGUUGUCUUCGUCAUCUUUUUUUUUUGUUGUUUUUUUGGGUAUUUUUUCAAGCUUACUGCAAAACAAGUUCCUGAAAUAGGUAGCCCGGGACAGUUCUAAAAAGUUCUGUUUGUACACAUGAAAUCACACCGUGUUAGUUUGGAAAAAGCUCCUAGAAAACAA